Messenger RNA from Cryptomeria japonica (Japanese cedar), 1371 nucleotides. RefSeq names its product glucan endo-1,3-beta-glucosidase 11. The record is from RefSeq and is a predicted model, not a curated record. Gene Ontology annotation, biological process: carbohydrate metabolic process. Gene Ontology annotation, cellular component: plasma membrane. Gene Ontology annotation, molecular function: hydrolase activity, hydrolyzing O-glycosyl compounds. The transcript is spliced from 2 exons. The coding region runs from base 181 to 1200 and encodes 339 amino acids. NCBI's taxonomy places the organism in Eukaryota, Viridiplantae, Streptophyta, Pinopsida, Cupressales, Cupressaceae.
UAAAACCAGCCAAAAUCUACAUUUCCUGCCACUUCAUAUCAGAAUCCACUUCAUAUCAUAUCAUUCUGAUGAUAGAUUUGGAUCAUUGAGUUUGAUUUGAAAUGUCGAUGUAAAAAUAUACAUACAAUCAAAUUCAGAAAUAAGUAAUGAUCUAUCAAUCUAUCAAUUUUGCUGCAGAAAAUGGCAGGAGAAAUGCAAUGUACAGUGCUGUUGAUCCUUGUUUUGCUGAAUCUCACAAUGGCGGCGAAGGUGAGCAAGAACAUUGGAAUAAACUAUGGUCGACUGGGGGAUAAUCUGCCGGCGCCGCAAAAAUCAGUGGCACUGAUCAGAUCACUAGGAUUUCAACAAGUGAAGAUAUUCGACUCCGAUCCGACGGUCCUCAAAGCUCUAUCCAACACAGGCCUGAGGGUCGUGAUGGCGGCGACAAACGAAGAACUGGCGGCGCUGGCGGCGUCACCGGCGGCGGCCGCCACUUGGGUAGCGGAGCACGUGCAGCCAUUUUUGCCCUCGGCGCGCAUACGAGUCAUAACGGUGGGCAACGAGCUGCUCAGCCACCCAGAAUGGCGGCGCUCAUGGCCGCUACUUUUCCCGGCAAUGCAAAACCUCCAAACCGCCCUGGAAACCGCCAAUCUCCACCGUCAAAUCAAGCUCUCCACCUGCAUUGCCAUGGACGCCCUCAAUUCUUCCUUCCCUCCCUCUGCCGGAAUAUUCCGCCCCGACAUCGCAGAUACCAUUUUACGCCCAAUUUUGAACCUGAUUUCUUCCACAAACUCCUAUCUUUUCAUCAAUGCGUACCCUUACUUGGCCUGGUCGGUAAACAGCGCCGAAAUACCGCUCGAUUAUGCGCUUCUGGCGGCUGACGGUGCCGCCAUUUCAGACGGGCCGUUUCGGUAUAGCAAUUUGUUGGAUGCGCAGGUUGAUGCUUUUGUGGCGGCUAUGGCGGCGCUGGGUUUUCCGGACGUUAAAGUCGCCGUCGGCGAGACUGGAUGGCCUACCGCCGGCGGACUUGGUGCUAGCGUUGAGAAUGCGGCGAUUUAUAAUGGCAGACUUAUGAGCAAAUUGGGGACUCCGAGAAGAGCUGGGGUUAAAAUGCCGAUUUUUAUUUUUGCUCUGUUUAAUGAAGAUCAGAAGCCUGGGGCUGAGACUGAGAGAAAUUGGGGAAUUCUUUAUCCAAAUGCUUCUCUUGUUUAUGGCCUCUGAUUUAUUUGUAUGGCUUCUGUUGAUUUCAUCCAUUCUUUUUUUUUUUUAAAUUGUAAAGCUCAAUGUUGAUUCUUUUGGAGUUAAAAGUAAAAUUUGGAAACUGUCUCUAUCAUGUAUGGAAUAUCUAUUAUAUUAUAUUUAUAAUGUAAAAAGGAUAAUGACGUUUUGGUA